UGUAAAGAGGAAUCAGCUCUCUUGGUCCUCCUUCACCUCAAACACAUUACUUUAUACAAUGUCCUCAUCGAAGAGAAAAGAUACAGAAGGGUCAAAGCUCAGCUUGGAGUUUGCUAAAACAGAUGUGGAUGCUGGUGUUGAAGGACCAUACUUGGCUGUAUUUCCUGGAAUAGCUCCUCCAAAGGAGACUCCUUUUAAUAUCUACAAACCUGAUCAUGAGGAACCAAAAAGUAAAAAGAAGAGGCGCAUUUUGGAGGCUGACACGGGAAAAGUAGAGUUUGUGGGCCAGAAUUUUGGAGAGAAUGCUCGUAAUGGAUUCUGCAGAUAUGUUAUUGCAAUUCGUGAUAAGAAAACAGAUAAGAUCACAUUUAAGGAUGCUCCUGUCAUUGCCGUCAACCGAACUAUCAAAUCACUCAAGAACGCAAAAGUUCAUACAUCCAGCAUGGAUCAGUUUUUGGUAGCAAAGAAUGCUCUUGGGGAGGCUUUUGGUACCAAGAAAGCCAAGCAGCAGAUCAAGUCUGUGGAACGCAAUGCAGUCAAUGUCAGCACUUUGGACAAGGAUGCUGGUAUACUUCGCGACACGAUCGCUGCCAAGACCAGUGCUCUUCCUUCUAAAGCGGAGAUCAAGGCCGAGGCAGACGAGGACAGACCCAUUCCUCCUUAUAACCUCAAUGCUACAAAAGUCGAGGAAAUCUAUAACUUUGAUGACCUUAUCACUCCUGCAGAAUAUCAGCUCAUUCCUUUCAAAUCAAUUUUGAACAAUCCAAAUCAACCAAUAACUGUCUUGCCAUUCCAAGGAUCUUCUUAUGUUAAUGAUUCCCUCAUGGCAUUAAUGUCGGUUAGCAAGAAGGAUCGACACAAGAUUCGAGUAUUGAUGUAUAUUAGUUAUUUGAUGGCGUUCAGGACAAUCCCUGAUAAAAAACUAGACGACUCUGAUACAGUAAACAGAAUCAUGGGAGGUGAAGUUCCCAGUCUGAUCCUGGAGAACUUUUAUGAACGAUUCACAGAGAUGCCGGAGGAUAGUAAGAAGAGACAUACGUUCACACCAAAGUCAAAGGACAAAUUGCUAUCUUGGAUAUUUGUUCUCGCAUUGACACUUGAGAACUUUAAUAUCGAUGCUGCAGUAAUGACAAGGGAUCUAUCUUUGAAGCAAAACAGGGUGAAUGAAUUAUGGAAAUCUUUGGGAUGUAAGGUCAAUGAGCUAACAGCGACUCAGAAAGCUCAACUCGGCCCUAAUGCAUCUACAGAAGAGGGAAAGAACUUGAAGCGUGCUAUUUUGACAGCUCCAUUGACCUUCCCUCUCCCCAAACGGGGUCCAAGGGCCAAGUAAAAUCAUACAGUGAUAUGGCGGAUUGAGUUUGUAGCGCUAUUGAUGACAAAGUCUUUGAAGCAAACAAUACAACGUGUCAUAUUCUUUUUGCAUUGUAUCGCAUCACAUAAUCAU
Lobosporangium transversale is the source of this 1444-nucleotide messenger RNA. RefSeq names its product RNA polymerase I associated factor, A49-like protein. The record is from RefSeq and is a predicted model, not a curated record. NCBI's taxonomy places the organism in Eukaryota, Fungi, Mortierellomycota, Mortierellomycetes, Mortierellales, Mortierellaceae. Gene Ontology annotation, biological process: RNA polymerase I preinitiation complex assembly; nucleolar large rRNA transcription by RNA polymerase I; transcription elongation by RNA polymerase I. Gene Ontology annotation, cellular component: RNA polymerase I complex. The coding region runs from base 59 to 1330 and encodes 423 amino acids. Gene Ontology annotation, molecular function: DNA binding. The transcript is spliced from 7 exons.